Molecule: messenger RNA, 10390 nt
Organism: Loxodonta africana (African savanna elephant)
Lineage: Eukaryota; Metazoa; Chordata; Mammalia; Proboscidea; Elephantidae
Gene: METTL24
Product: methyltransferase like 24
Exons: 5
Coding region: 1116-1784 (222 amino acids)
Source: RefSeq, a predicted model, not a curated record
CUCAAGUGGGUCUUGAGAUAUUGUAAAAGAUGCUAAUUGCACCUUUUAAAGAAUUUUUUCAGGGAGGGGGUGGUGAGAUUCUCAGUGAUUCGAGUUAGGGACUUGGGUUCUGAGGUCUUGCUCCUUAAAUGUAUCCAUUCACUUAGAGGCAGAUAAGAUGCCUUCCAUUUGCUUCAGCAUCUUCUUCCUUGCAGGGGUACUGCCAUCCUGAAAAGUUUUAAUGAUUCAUCUAAAAGUGUUUUAAUGACCCAUUUUAGAAAAAAAUGCUUUGGAAAAUCAUUUGAAGCAACAGAUUGAUCUCUGUGAGUAGGCAGUCAAGUGUGGAACAAAACAAAAACCAUCAUCUGGAGGCUAAAGUUCCAUUUUGUAUUUGAAUGAAUCUGCGUUUUCCCUUUUCUGCCGCAGAUGCUUGGCAGACGGAGAUGUGCUAGGCAAGAGAGCAGAGGAGCCUUUGCAGGCACAGUGAUGAGAAGUUAAUGAAUCCGAGGGUCAUCUGUCCUUAAAGAAUUUUAAAUCAUUACUUAACCCAGCAUUUAUUAGUAACUUAACACAUGGUGGCAGCUCCUGCCCUACUCCACCAGCUGAGUCAGUGCCCUGACCAGGCACAGAGGUUGUCCAUUAAGGAGAGUCUAUGGCUUUUGUCAAGGAGUCCUGAUGACGCAGUGGUUAAAGUGCUCGGCUGCUAACCGAAAGGUCAGUGGUUGGAACCCACCAGGCGCUCUGUUGGGGAAAGAUGUGGCAGCCUGCUUCCGCAAAGAUUUACAGCCUUGGAAACCCUAGGGGGGCAGUUCUACUCUGACCUAUAGGGUCGCUAUGAGUCAGAAUCAACUCAAGGGUAGUGGGUUUGGUUUGGUUAUGGCUCUUAACACAUUUUUCAGGGGUUCCCUUUCUCUAGGUACCUGAUCUUGGAAGGAGCGGAAGAGAGACAUAAGAGGAAAUUAAGUCCCAAGGAAAACUUAACCGUUGAAUUGAGAAGUCGUUGUAAGUUAGGAACAUAGACUGAACCAACCACAGCCAUAUUUGGGAAAACACAUUUGUGAAUCUGGUGCAUAGGAGGCCAGCAGGUGGGAGCCCAUCAAAGAUGACACAAACUGGUUUUGAUUGCAUGCGAUCACAUGAGUACAGAUAGCCUGGUUACUGACUCCAGCCCUGCAAAGAAGCCCUGGUUGGUCUGUCUUGAUGACAGGUUUGGCUUAGCUCAUCAAAUGCAAAGCAAGCAGUGCCGCCUCUACUCUUUGGGGCUAGGAAAUGAGGAUACCCAUUUUGAGGUUAGCAUGGCCAACAACGGGUGCGAAGUGCAUCGUUUUGAUCCUAGUGUUAAAUCAGCUCACAUUCUGGAGGGUCAGCACCUCUGGUAUCACCGCCUGUCCAUUGACUGGCGAGACCGCCAUCCAGCUGUUGCCGCCCAAAAACCUCAUAGCAACACCAGAAAGCUGGGAACCAUCUUGAAUGAAUUUGGGCAUCACAAGAUUGAUGUUCUCAAGGCUGACCUGGAAAGCGCGGAAUGGAAAGUUUUGGAAAAUAUCAUUCUGGAAAAUGUCCUUGAGCAGAUUGGACAGCUCGUAUUUGAGAUCCAUCUCCACUGGCCUGGGUUUGAGGUCAGUGGCAGCGACAGCAGUGUCGUGCGGUUCUGGUACAGUCUCCUCAAAGAGUUAGAACUAAAGGAUUUCAGGCUUUUUCACAGUUACAAAGACUUAUCUAAGCCUCAGCUCUUCUUGAAGAGAGACAUUUUCAAUGCCAGUAGCUGUUAUACUCUGAGUUGGGUGAACACGAGAUGGAAAUAGUUUGUGCGACCUCAUUAAGAACUCAAGGAAGUAUUUGCAGAAUGCAGCAUGGGCAUGAUUCUAAUUGUUUACUUGCCUGUUCUCCCAGUAGCCGGUUACCUUCUUGAAGCAGGGUUUUUGUUACUGCCUAUAGUAUGUGUAGUAGCCUGGUACCUGAUACGUGGGUAGCGACAUAGUAAAUACUUGGUAAAAGGAUGAAUGUAGGAAUUGCCACAGGAAUCAACCUCCAUCCACCCAGACCUGGGCCCUUUGCCUUUUGCCUCUAACAGAGGGAAGAUCCUUGUCCUUUAGAGUUAUAGUACAGCAUAACUGUUUCUACAUAAAAGUUAGCUCAUAUAGGCCAAGCAUGGCCUUUAAAUUUGGAUAUGCUAGCUUUAAAAAUUCUUGGAAAUUGUUUCAUCAAGUUAGGUAAUUAUAAGUGAAAGGAAAUGAUGCAGAUUGAAUACUUGUUGAGAGAUUGCAUCCCUGAUAACUAGUGGCAUAUUUUUAAUGUUUGCUGUAAACACCGUGAAGGUCUUGCCUUUAGUGAGCCAGUUCAAACGGACAUCCCCAGGGAACCAUAGCCUUCAAAAUAAUGACAGAUUGGGACAGAUACUUUCCUAUUUUGAAAGGUUUAUACUUUAGCUCAUUCCAGUUUUCCCUAACAUUUAUUAUGUACCUAUAAUCCCUGAAUUCACCAACAUUAAAAAGAAACUAUAUACGUUUUCAGUUUUGACUAGGUUGAUGAGAUUCUUAAAUUUGUUGCCUACUGUUUAAAAAUAGGGCUUCCUUUUCAUUUGACUUUACCUCAGCUCUUUCAGGGUUUUUCUGUGUCCAAUACCCUUUACAGCAGCGUGGAUUUCAAUCAUCCCUCACAAACCUUUGCUGAGGCCCGUGCUGUGGCUUCAUAAGAACUGCUGAUUCUGGCCUCUGGGGACCCAGACACACCAAAUUCUGCCCCUGAAUUCAAAACUCUAGACUGUCAAGAGCUUCACCUCAAGAUUCCCUUCAUGCUUAGCCAUAAAUCCCCUUCUGUUCCUGUGAAACUAAGCACAAAGCAGAAUUUACUGUUGCCUCUUCGGACUUCAGUCCUGAUUUCCCAACCACUGACUUGCCCAUGCUGUAAAAUCCUUUUUUCAAAAAAUAUACUGUCCAAAAUAUUGAGCGAAUUUUUCUUUACUGCCAGUUGGUAUCAGUGUCACAGUCCCUGUUUUUCCUGGGAUGUUUAGACAGUGUUUGUUUCAGUUGUACCAACCCUUUCCCAUUUUUUGUUUAAGCACAGAGUGAGGGUUCUCAAUAGUUCAAAUGAUAUCUGUCAUUUCUAAGUGCCUAAGGAUUAGACAAGGAGCACUAGUGGCACAAAUGGCUAAGCACUCAGCUGUGAAUUAACCUGAAAGGUUGGCGAUUCCAACCCACCUAAUGGCUCCCCAGGAGAAAUACUUGGCGAUCUGGUUGUGUAAAGAUUACAGCCAAGAAAACCCUAUGGAGUAGUUCUGCUCCGUCUUAUGGGGUCACUAUGAGUUGAAAUAGACUCAAUAGUACCCAACAACAGCAACAAGGAUUAGACACUUACCCUUAUGAAUGAUUUUUAAAAAUCCUAGUUCAAAUAAAUUAACUAAAUAGUAUAAAAAUAAAAACUAUUAAUCUAUUGCUGUUGCAUCAAUUCUGACUCAUAGGGACCCUACAGGACAGAAUAGAACUGUCCCAUAGGGUUUCCAAGGCUGUAAUCUUUAUGGGAGCAGAUUGCCACAGUUUCUCCCAUGAGUUUGAACCAGCAACCUUUAAAUUAGCAGCCAAGUUCCUAACCACUGUACUACCAGGGCUCCUAUUUGAAAAAAAAGUAUUACCUUAUUAAAAUUAAGUAUGCUUUCUGACAUUCUUUUUACACCCUGAGAGAACAUGAAAACUAUGUGUACAUUUUUAAUUCAAAAAAAUUUUGAGAGGGAGUAGAACUCUUACUGUUAUUAGACUUUAUUCCUUCUCCCCAUUUUUUACCUACCUCUAUCACGAGACAUUCUCUGGGCUGGUGCUUUAUUUUUUGUAGUGGUUUCAGAAUGUCAUUCUUCAAAUGAGAAGCCAAAAUGUAUUAGAAAUAGAAUGGUCUUGCUAACCUAGGUUCAAAAGGGAACAAGAAUUUCUGAAUUAAUAUUGAUGAUUAAAAAUAUAAAUGACAUCUUUCUUUUAAAGCACAGUACACUAAUUAAAGUCAUUAUGCUGAGAGGACCUGCUUAAAUAAGUAUAGCUUGAGACAGCAGUUCAGUUGCUUUCAAUGUACCUAGGUAUUUUAAAAGUAUGGCAGGGUUUGUAAAAACUCUAAAAUAGUUUCUACUUUUAGUUUGCAUGGUGUAAUCUCAAAACAAAGUUAACUUUAGCCUCCUGUUUAGAUUAUAUCACAGUUUUUUUUUUUUUUUUUAAUAAAAAGCUUAUACAGUAAAUUAUAUACACCUACGCCUCACUUACUGACAUGGUUAGGGUUCAAAGACCAGGUCAUAAGGCAAAAAUUGGCAUUAUAUGAAAGUGGAGGAUGACCACAUCAGAUUACAAAAUGGAGGAUGACUACAUCAUUACAUAACUGCCAAAUUAUAUCAUUACAUAACUGCCAAACCACUGAGAAUCAUGGCCCAGCCAAGUUGACACAUAACCUUAACCAUCACAGCCAGCGUUACUUGUCUCAUACCUGGGCAUUCAUUACUGACAGUUGCAUGUCAUUAAUGUGCAAAAUAAUCAGUUAGUAGAUUUUUUACUAUUGUAAAUAUGAAACAUCGGAUAACGAGAUAGUCAAGAAGUGAGGAGUAGGUGUACCGUAAAACGUUUUAUAUACUAAACCUUUUAAACCUUUUUGUAUACUAAACAUGAAAGGCGUACUAAUUAAAUGUACAGUUUGAUAAGUUUUUGGAUGUGUACAGACCCAUAUCAAGAUUCUUGAUUCAUGGAAUUGAAGAUUUAUAGCAUUACCAAAAGCCUUCUUUGUACAGGGCGAGUUAACCAGAUUGGUGGUGCAGAACAUUGAGUCCAUCAUACUAUGUACAGUGAAACCUGUGAGAGCUGGAACUCAGCAGUGUUGCCUUGUUCUUCUGGGUCUUGCAUGUUUUCCACCUUUGACAGGGUGCAGUCUUACCUUUUUUUAUUGCUCUCUAUUAGUGGAAAUCUUGACAGGUUUCUUCCUUACACAGUUUCUGGCUUUCACAGGUUUUACUGUUUAAAAAAAAAAUAUAUAUAUAUACACACACACACAUAUAUAUGUACAUAACAUAUAUAUAUAUCUGAAGCAAGAAUGGGGGGUACUGUUAAAAAAAAAGGCAAACUCAAAUAAAUCUCAGAUACCUACAGCUACACCCACCUCCUAGGUGGCUUGUUCAAUAGUUUUUUUUUUUUUUUUUAAUUUUAUGCUAAUUUCUACUACUGUCCUUGAUUUCUUUCAUGGAUAGUUGGAAAUUUAUGAUGGAUAUUCUGACUGUUGCUAUGGUUUCCCUGCCUCUAGAAUUUAUUAUGCUUAUUGUGUGUAGGCCAGUGUUUCUUAGCCUUGGCACUACUGACAUUUUGAGCUAUAUAAUUCUUCGUUUGGAGGCUGUCCUGUGCAUUGUAGGAUGUUAAGCAGCGUCCCGGGCUUCUACCCUCUAGAUGCCAGUAGCACCUCCCUCACCUCAGUUGUGACAAUCAAAAAUGUCUGUAGACAUUGCCAAAUGUCCACUGAGGGGGCAAAAUCACCUGCGUGGAGAAGCAUUGUUGUAGGCCAUGAGAAAGAAGGGGCCUAGGCUCCCAAACCCCCCAGUGGGGAACGGGCAAAAUAACAGCCAUCACCACCACAACUACCACAAAAGCAACACAAAGUCAAUUGCUACUAUCUUUUGAGAGACUAUGUGCCAGGUGUGUUACAUAGAUUAUUCCUGGUUCUCACAACAACUCUGUGAUAAUUUCCCCCAUUAUACAGAUAAGGAAACUCUGAGAGGUUAAAUGGUUGUUAGUUGCCAUUGAGUUGGCUCUGACUUGUGGUGACCUUAUGUAUAACAGAAUGAAAUGUUACCCAGUCCUGUGCCAUUUUCAUGAUCUUUGCUGUUUGAGUCUAUUGUUACGGCUAUUGUGUAGUGCCUUCCAACCUAGGAGGCUCAUCUUCCAGCACUAUAUCGGACAGCAUUCUGUUGUGAUUCAUAAGGUUUUCAUUGGCUAAUUUUUGGAAGUAGAUUGCCAGGUCUUACCUCCUAGUCUGCCUUAGUCUGGAAGCUCCUCUGAAACUUGUCCACCAUGAGUGACCCUGCUGGUAUUUGAAAUACCAGUGAUUUAGCUUCCAGAAUCAUAGCAACAUACAAGCACCAUAGUAUGACCACCUGGCAGACGGGUUGUGGAGAGUUUAAAUAGCUUAUUCUAAUAACUAGAAAAUGGUGGAGGAGGAAUCCUAAUUUCUGUCAGGUCCCAAAACCCAUGCUCGGUCCCUCCACAACGUUACCUCUGUAGACUUUAUUUAAGAUGCUGCAUAUAAAGGACAUAUUUUUGCCUUCCUAUUUGUAAAAGGGAGCCCUGAUGGCACAGUGGUUAAGAUCUCAGCAGCUAACCAAAAUGUCGGCAGUUCGAAUCUACCAGCUGCUCCUUGGAAACCCUAUGGGGCAGUUCUACUCAGGCGUAUUGUGUUUCUAUGAGUCAGAAUCAACUUGAUGGCAACGAGUUUGGUUUUUUUGGAUUUUACUUGUAAGGGGGGCGGGGAAUCCUACAAAUAUGCUUAGACUAGACUUAUAAAUCUGUUGGAGUUGGAAUCAUUUUGUAGCAUAGAGAUUUGCUCAAACAAUCUACUUAAUUAAAAUAUGCCUGCCAAAUGUAGGAUUACUGAAGAAAUAUGGGACCCAACAACCCCUCUGUCAGUAUAUUUAGGCUGCCAGAAAAUCUCUUGCAAGGCCUGGAGGGGUCUCUAAUACUUGGUUUGUCCUGAUACUUGGCACUUUCCCCUGAGUUUUAGAAAAGGCACAAUCUAAUCUUUGACCUGCAGAUAAAUGAGCUAAGAUGUAAAUGUCUGUGAUGGACAUCUCCUUAAUAACUAUUACCAGAGUCGUGUUCAUAGAUACUUCUGAAAAUUCAAAUUUAAUAAUGCUUUUAGCAAAUGAUAACUAGAAUUAUUCUUUUUUAGGUGAAGGACAUAGGAGGGAAUAGGAGGUUCAGAAGUCACCUUUUAGUACAGCAAUACUCUGAAAUUGCUUCCCAACUCUUAGUCACAAUCUGAGAUAAAAGUCAAAGAAAAGUAAUUACACCUUUUCUUAGAGUGAUUGUAUUUGAUUCAGUUGCAAUAGGUUAUCUUAUAAAUAUUUGUAACAAUUUGACAUGUUCAAAUGAAGAGAGCCAGGAAGAAAUGAACAAAUUUCUCGUAGAAUUGACUAAAGGUCCACUAAUGUUUACAUCAAGGUAGAACAAGAAAAAAUUCAUGAAUUUACAGCAUUUCGUCCAAAUCAGUUAUUCAUAUAAGCCUUUCUGCCUUGGUUACAAGAUCUUUUAGUAAAUACAGGAUUUGCAUUUACUAAAUAUUAUGUGUGGAGUUUGCAAAGCUUGGAUUUAAUACCAGGAAGCCAGACUCAUCAUAUUUUGCCAGUUUAAAAAUGAAGACAUUAAUUAGCCAGAUAUUAUACUUGACAAUAAGAGUAUCCCCAAACUCAAUUAAUGUAAUUGUUCUUUUUUGCUGGAGAGGAAUUCAUGUUUGUUUACUAAGGAAUAACGUAAUUCUUUUUGCAACUAGCCAAUUGGUGGUACUUUGUGAAUUCAGUAAUACAUUUAACCUUAUGUUAAAAUGGCUUCCCUUUUGUUUAUAGUGUAAGAGAUGUUUGAAUUUAUCACGUGAAAUUAUAACCCAAACAUCCAGUAUAACUUAAACUGCCUGAAUUUACAGAUAAUUGAAAUUUUAAAAAUAAAGUUUUGUUGUAUGUCUGUCCUUAAGAAAAAUAUAUCAAGAAUGCUUAAUGUUAUCAAACUCUAGAAGAAUAUGGAAAAUUACUAGCUCUCAACACUUAUUAAAACUAAUGUUUUGUAAAGCCACAACUUUGUAUUCUCAAAUAUUGUAAGUUUUUCUUAGUGAUUGAUUUUGUGCAAUGAAAUAGUUUGAAAUAAUAAGAGAAUGUUUUUCUGUUAAGUUUGAAUUCUAAUCUGGACUCUUUCAACAGAGACACCAAGUAUCUAUAUAGUUGAUAACCAGUCAGUGUGUACUGGUAGUGUUACAGUGGUUGGUAAGUGGCUGUGGUCCUGAGUUCCCCAGUGGGCCCCCUCCUCUGUAGCUCCUCCCACGAUAGCCCUGGACCUCCCCAUCGUUGAGUAAUUAAAAGGUUAAUGCACAGCCUAACAGGUAGCCUCCAGGACCCAGACACAGCACUGUGGUUAGUUUCUGUUCUAACUCAUCUGCAUUCCUGCCUUACUGGUCAUUGGAUAUUUUGAAUAUCAUCCUUGGGUAGGUGUAUAUAAUAAAUAAGGGUCCAAGUGGGUUCUAUAACAUUAAUGAGAAAUCACAAUUAUGUAUUAAUAAAAAUAAGCUAUUAAUUAUCUGUAGAAGAAAAUAUUUCUCAAUGACUUGAUGUCAGGUCAAAUAUCAUUUCCUUGGUGUGACAGUUAAGGUUGUGUGUCAUCUUGGCUGGGCUGUGAUUCUCAGUGGUUUGGCAGUUAUGUAGGAUAUAGUUUGGCAGUUAUAUAAUGAUGUGGUUCUAACAGUUAUGUAAUGAUGCAUUCAUCCCCAUCAUGUGAUCAGUUGCAUGGGGAGUUUCCUCAGGGGUGUCACUUGCAUCCAAUAUAUGGACAUUCUGGCAAAGCUCGCUCACUUGUUCUGGAUUCCUGCAGCCAGCUCAUUAUCGGACCUCCAGUUCUUGGGACUUGAGCCAGCACCUGCUGUGUUACCUGCCGAUCUUGGGAUUCAUCAGCCACUGCAGCCUGUGAGCUAGCAGCCUGCCAUCUUACCUGAUGAUCUUGGGAUUUGUCAGCCUCUGCAGCCCAUGAGUCGGUGGCCUGUUGUAUGACCUGCCAAUCUUAGGUUCAGCAGCCCCUGUAGCUACGUGAGUCAGGAGAAGCCUCCAGCCUGAUGCCUGACCCACUUGGGACUUGCCAGCCUCUACAACCAUGUGAGCCAUUUCAUUGAGAUAAAUCUCUCUCCAGAUAUAUAUAUAUAUUUCACUGGAGGACCCAGCCUAAGACACUCAGGGACUUCCCUAUUUAAGGCCCUUAGCUGUGUGUCCCUACAAUGCCUUCUAUUCUCCCUAUCUCCAUACUCCUUGAACUUUAAUGUAUCUGCCUGUAUAAUGUCUGUCUUCACCAGCAGACUGUAAGCUCCAUGAGGGUAAGGGCCAUGUCUGUAGGCCCAGGCUUCACAUGGAGCCUCCUAGAUAAAAGGUGCUCAAUAAAUAGUUGCUGAAUAUGAAUAAAGAAAGCUAUAUCACAUAGGAUUUUUCUAUGCUAUGAUUUCAUCAUUUGUUAUUGAAGUUUUUUUCUGACAUUAAUAAUACCUUUGGAAUUUAGAUAUUUUUUUUUUUACUGUCUUUCAUUUUAAUUUAAAUUUAGGCACAAUUUAUCCUUUUCUUAACAUGGUUGCAUUUUUGCACUGCAUGUGGUAGUCCCUGUUCCUGAUUAAAGGAUGCGAACCUGGAGAUCUUUCUUGACCUUGCCAUGAGAGCCAGCAGGUUAAAAGCUCAGUUAUUGUUGGAAGGUAUGUAAAAGUCCUAGGGCAUUAAACUUCCUCUUAUUGUUCAUUGUCCUUUCUUUUGCCCAGUUCUUGGCAAAUACAAUUUUUUUUAUUAACUUUUAUUGAGCUUCAAGUGAACGUUUACAAAUCAAGUCAGACUGUCACAUAUAAGUUUAUAUACACCUUACUCCGUACUCCCACUUCCUCUCCCCCUAAUGAGUCAGCCCUUCCAGUCUCUCCUUUCGUGACAAUUUUGCCAGCUUCAAACUCUCUCUAUCCUCCCAUCUCCCCUCCAGACAGGAGAUGCCAACACAGUCUCAAGUGUCCGCCUGAUAUAAUUAGCUCACUCUUCAUCAGCAUCUCUCUCCUACCCACUGUCCAGUCCCUUUCAUGUCUGAUGAGUUGUCUUUGGGAAUGGUUCCUGUCCUAGGCCAACAGAAGGUUUGGGGACCAUGACUGCCGGGAUUCCUCUAGUCUCAGUCAGACCAUUAAGUAUGGUCUUUGUAUGAGAAUUUGGGGUCUGCAUCCCACUGAUCUCCUGCUCCCUCAUGGGUUCUCUGUUGUUGGCAAAUACAAUUUUUAAAGUCAGUAUAUAAAACCAUAAUUCUUAGUUACAUGGAGAAUUUUUUUUUUUUUCAGUUUGAGAGAAGGAAGGUAUCAUGAUGUGAGGCUAUUUCUGCCAAAUAUAAAACAAACCAAACCAAACCUGUUGCCAUCAAGUUGAUUCUGACUCAUAGCAACCAUAUAGAAUAGAGUAGAAUUGCCCCAUAGGGUUUUCAAGGAGCAGCUGGUGGAUUCAAACUUCUGACCUUUUGGUGAGCAGCUGAGCUCUUAAUCACUGUGCCACCGGGGCUGCCAAGUAUAGAGGCUGGUAUUUCUACAAAAAUGAUUACAGCCACAUUGUUUUCAUAGCACAAAAUGGAUAAUAAAGACAUAGUUGUUGAUAAUAAAAACAAGCUAGGAAAGGUAUUACUUUCUCAAGACUGUUUGA